Penicillium verhagenii is the source of this 1548-nucleotide messenger RNA. RefSeq names its product flavin-containing monooxygenase. Bases 1 to 1548 code for a protein of 515 amino acids. The record is from RefSeq and is a predicted model, not a curated record. The transcript is spliced from 2 exons. Gene Ontology annotation, molecular function: NADP binding; flavin adenine dinucleotide binding; N,N-dimethylaniline monooxygenase activity. NCBI's taxonomy places the organism in Eukaryota, Fungi, Ascomycota, Eurotiomycetes, Eurotiales, Aspergillaceae.
AUGAUCCAGUCCCUAGUGACUUUGUUCAUUACGAACCCAUUGCUCUAUGUCUUUACUACAUUUUAUGUCAUUGCACAAAACUUUGUCGCCUGGAUCUUCGGUCCAUCGCACAACCCCGCAAAAUCUUUCAGCAAAGACCUUCCCAAACGAAAAAUCGCUAUUAUCGGCGCCGGCUUGACGGGUAUCUCGUCCGCUGCCCAUUGCAUUGGUCAUGGAUUCGAGGUGCAAAUCUUUGAGGCGCGCGGCAAGGAGAAGGGACUCGGAGGUAUCUGGAGUCGCGUCAACUCUACAUCAGCCUUGCAGAUAAACAGCAUCAUGUAUCGAUUCCACCCAACUGUCCAGUAUAAACACGCAUACCCGACCCAACAGGAGAUUCGCGAUCAGAUCGUCGACCUGUGGAAGCGAUAUGGUUUGGAGGAGCGCACUGAGUUCGGGACACCGGUUACAUCCAUUAAAAAGGCUAAGUCAUCUGGAAAAUGGGUUAUCAAUGAUCACCCGGAGAAAUACGGGAGCUUUGAUGGUGUCAUCACCGCCGUUGGUGUUUGCGGUGAUCCUAAAUUACCCCCAUUGCCCGAUCAGGAUCAAUUCAAGGGUACUAUCUGCCACUCUUCCGACCUCGACGGCAAGGAUAUCAAAGGAAAGCGAGCACUGAUCGUCGGAGGUGGUGCAAGCGCCAUUGAAGCAUUGGAAUUCGCAGUCCACUCCGGUGCCUCCGAGAUUGAUGUGCUUUCACGAUCUGAUAAAUGGAUUAUUCCACGCAAUAUUCUCGUGCAGUCUUUGCUGGCUUGUAACAUCUGGGGAGAAGAGACAUCCCUUGCCUGGAUUCCCGAGUGGCUUCUCCGCAAAUUCUUCUAUCGUGAUUUGGCAGACAUUGCACCGGACAGCGGUCUAUUCACCACAACCCCGAUGGCAAACUCCGAUCUCUUCAAGCUUAUUCGCGAGGGCAAAGCCCGCUGGCUACGUGGCGAUAUUGUUUCGGUGAAGGAGGACGGUAUUCUCUUCAACCACCGAUCCAAGAGCACGCCUAAAGGUGGAGCCGGUCGCGAGAAGGUUGUUCCUGGCGACAUCAUCAUCAUGGCCACCGGGUUCAAACGACCCUCACUUGAAUUCCUGCCUAACGAGGUCUUCGAGGACAACUACUCUCCCCCGGACUGGUAUCUGCAAGUCUUCCCACCUAAGCAUCUCAGUAUCUGUGCCAACAACAGCACCUACGUCAACGCCAUCGGGACAGUCGGAAACAUUCAUAUCGGAGUCUACACGCGGUUCUUGCUUAUGUUCCUGACUGAUCCGCUUACGCAACCUUCCGAGGAUAGAAUGAAAACCUGGAUCAACUUCACCCGUUGGAUGAAGCAAGGCGCGCCACCUGGGGCCUUCGAUUUCUUCACGUACACCGAGCUGCUUUACUGGUUCGUGUUCCUUGUGCUGGUCAAUCCCUUCCGUUGGAAGUGGGCCAUCUUCAUUUUGUUCGGUAUUGGCCAAACACUUCCGCUAGAGAUUGUUAGACACGAAGAGGCCUUCCGCGAGAAGUUGCAGGGUCAACGUUCUUAA